Messenger RNA from Phaeodactylum tricornutum CCAP 1055/1, 1070 nucleotides. RefSeq lists its product with no specific name. The transcript has a single exon. The coding region runs from base 104 to 1039 and encodes 311 amino acids. The record is from RefSeq and is a predicted model, not a curated record. Lineage: Eukaryota; Bacillariophyta; Bacillariophyceae; Surirellales; Neidiaceae.
CAUUGAACGUGUUCCAAAGAAUAUAUAAUACGUAAGCUAGUGCUGCAUCCAACUGCACUGUUGUUGCGUUGUGGUACGGAAGUGCAACUACACAGCUCACAUAAUGGGGCGUGUUGCGCGGUACAAGAAAGUCAAAGCCUGUGACCCGUACUCGAAAGAAAACGGCGGACGUAUCCAGUUGGACGAAGUUGGCAUCUGGGGCAUUGGGAAGGACAGUCGCAAACCCAAAAAGCGGAGCAAAACCUCCGAACGGCUUAGAGUGAAACGUAAGAAAACAACAGAAAUCGAUGAUGGAUUCGAUGCGCCCCCGGAAAAGGGAGACGAUUUUGACAUGGCGGACUUGUACGGUACUCUGAAGCAGGAAAAGGUCCAAAACGAGCAGUUCGACCUGGGAAGUAGCGUUAAAGCCCACACGACAAUAAUCACGAAAACUCCGUCAAAGCCAAAUCCGCCAAUCGAUGAGGACGAUAAAAAGACCAAUAUGAUUUUGAAGCUGGAUGAACAAGUGGACAAAAAGAAAGCGGCUGUCCAAUCUCUAGGACGCAUGGAGGGUGAAACGAAGAACGCCUUUCGAAAACGAGUCAAAGCAGAGACUCGUCAAAUCAUAAAGCGUGAGAGUAUGGAUCUGCACAAUCCUGAAAAGCGACAGAAAAAGAAAGAAUUUCUUAACAAGAAAAAAAGUAAGAAGCGAAAAGCUUCCUCGUUGUCUUUUGGUGAUGACGACGACGAAUCAAACUACCAGUCCGACACGACUGUUGAGAAGAACGGCGGGCUGAUUACUGGCGAACGCGCAGUCGCAGCUAGAGCUGUAGCUACGCAAGCUCACUUUGGGGAGCAGGCUGAACGUCCACCGGUUUUCCGACAGCUCCCCCGUGGGGCUAUAAAGAAAGCUGACAAGAAAUCCUCCGUUUCGAAGUUAUUCCGCGACGAAGACAUUUUAGCGGAACAUCAAGCCAUGGAAAGCAUAAGGCGAAAAGUCCAAGCCCAAUAUUCGCUUAUCAAGAGACAACGUAAGAGCAAUAAUGACUUUCAUCUGUAGAGGUGGGUUUAGUUAAUCUGUACCAGAAGCU